This is a messenger RNA of Sitophilus oryzae (rice weevil), 3326 nucleotides long. Its product is annotated as aminopeptidase N-like. Gene Ontology annotation, biological process: proteolysis; peptide catabolic process. Gene Ontology annotation, cellular component: cytoplasm. The transcript has 16 exons. The record is from RefSeq and is a predicted model, not a curated record. The coding region runs from base 293 to 3055 and encodes 920 amino acids. NCBI's taxonomy places the organism in Eukaryota, Metazoa, Arthropoda, Insecta, Coleoptera, Curculionidae. Gene Ontology annotation, molecular function: zinc ion binding; metalloaminopeptidase activity; peptide binding.
GGUGCAAAUCAGCCGAUGUAGAAUGAGAAAAAGCAGACAGAAGCCUCAACAGCUGAAGCGCUUCACGGUUCAGACAGUCUUUUCUAAACAGAGAGUAGAAGUUUUUAGAUUAUUGCGACUAGAAAGUGACUUCAAACAUACGUCAGUAUAAAAAUAAUAUUGUUGUGAAUCUAUCUCCCGGAUUGGAAGUGAUUAUGUAAACUUUGUACGUGCAGAAUAUUUAUUUUUCUUACCCGUGCAAUACAUCACUAAAUUACUAAUUAGAAAUUUGUUGGAUUUAACAGAAAAUUAAAUGAAAACAGCGGCUAUCGCUGUGCUGUCAUUUUUGACGUUUGUCAAUGGACACGACUACAGAUUACCGAAAAAUGUGAUGCCCGAAAAUUACAGAUUGGAGAUCAUCACUCCGCUGGGCGAGAAAGACAAUUUUGACUUCCAUGGAAAAGUAUGGAUAGAGACAUCUUGCGUAACUCCCACAAAAAACAUAACUCUGCACUCCAAAGACCUGGAAAUCGAAGAGGAGAAAGUGGCUCUCAAGGACAUUUCCAGCAAAGUCAUCAAAGAAAUCAAGGAGCUGAAAGUGACCUACGAUAAAGAAAACGACUUUUUGAUCAUUUUGUUGGAUCAACCCCUCACGGAGGACCACCGCUACGAAAUUUAUAUUCCUUUCAAAGGAAAACUGAACGAUGGACUUGCAGGGUUUUACCGAAGCAGCUAUGUGGAUAGCCACACCAAGGAAAAGAAAUGGCUGGGUGUCACUCAGUUCGAAGCUAUUAGUGCUAGGAGAGCUUUCCCCUGCUUCGACGAGCCAGAAAUGAAAGCUACAUUCGAUAUUUCUGUAGCUAGAAAGGACGGCUACAGAGCAAUCAGCAAUAUGCCCCUUCUUACUACUGAACCUAUGAAAGAAAAAACCGGAUGGUACUGGGACCGUUUUGACAUUUCCGUCCCAAUGUCGACCUAUUUAGUAGCCUACGUAGUGUCCGAUUUCCAUUACGAAGAAGCCGAGCCCUUGAAAGACAUGAACAACGUCACGUUCAGGAUAUGGGCCAGAUCUGACGCUCUGAACCAGGUUGAUUUCGCUAAAGAAGUCGGUCCAAAAGCCUUGAGGUAUUUCGAAAAGUUCUUUAACAUCGACUACCCCCUGCCAAAGCAAGAUAUGGUAGCCAUACCCGACUUCAGUGCUGGUGCCAUGGAGAAUUGGGGUUUGAUAACAUACAGGGAAGCCUAUUUGCUCUACGACCCUCAGGUAUCAUCUAAAGUUAGCCAGCACCGAGUAGCCAGUGUUAUAGCUCACGAACUAGCUCAUCAGUGGUUCGGUAACUUAGUAACGAUGAAAUGGUGGACUGACCUCUGGUUAAAUGAAGGUUUCGCGACCUACAUGGCUAGUUUAGCUGUAGAUCAUCUAUUCCCUAAGUGGAACUCUUUAGAUGCCGAAGGUGCUACAAAUAUUUUAAGCGUAUUUUCCUUUGAUGCUUUAAGGUCAUCUCAUCCAGUAUCAGUACCCAUUGGAAAUCCUAAACAGAUCGAUGAAAUUUUCGAUACAAUUUCCUACAAAAAAGGUUCUUCCUUGAUCAGAAUGAUGAGCUUGUUUUUGGGUGAGGAAACUUUACGUAGCGGAGUCAGCAAGUACCUUAGAGAUCACCGGUACCACAACGCUGAACAAGACGACUUAUGGCAAGCACUAACAGAAUCAGCACAUGAAAAAGGCACAUUGCCUAAAGAACUAACGGUAAAGACUAUCAUGGACACGUGGACUGUUCAAACUGGAUAUCCGGUUAUCACCGUUCAUAGAGACUACGAAAAUGAGACUGCUGAAAUCACCCAGGAACGAUUUCUGAAGGACACUAUUAAAGUCAAAGAUGAUACCAAACCCUGUUGGUGGGUGCCUCUCAGUUAUUCCAGCCAGUCCCAUCCAGAAUUCAACAUUACCACCCCUAAAUACUGGCUGAGUUGCCCAAAUGACCAAAAUCAGCUAAUCCAACACAUUGCGGGUCCAGAGGAAUGGGUCAUUUUCAACAAUAAAAUGGCUGGUAUUUACAAGAUCAAUUAUGAUGACAAGAAUUGGCACUUGCUGACCGAGGCGUUGAAAUCGGAAGAAUCCGAUAAAAUUCCUGUCUUGAACCGCGUCCAACUGAUUGCUGACUCAGCCGAUUUAGCCUUUGUAGGAAAACAAAACUACGAAAUAUUUUUCGAUUUGAUCACAUAUCUUGCCAACGAAACAGAGUAUUUGCCUUGGAGCACCGCACUAGGAAAAACGGGAGUUAUCAAAACUUAUCUCCAGAAAUCACCAUCGUAUGGUACUUUCAAGAAUUACAUGAAACAUUUACUGACUCCGGCCUACGAAAAGACCAACGGUUUAAGUUCCAUUGAAAAAGACGAGUCUGAUCAACUAGACAAUGUUAAAUUUCAUAGCUUGCUGGCCGGCAGAAGUUGUAAAUUUGGCGUAGAAAGUUGUAUACAUGAAGCAGUCCAGUUAUUUAAACAAUGGCAAGACGCUCCCGAUGGACACAAUCCGAUACCAAAAGACCUACGCAGCGUGGUGUACUGUACUGCUCUGGAACAUGGCGGAGAAAAAGAAUGGAACUUCUUAUGGGAGAAAUAUCAACACUCCAACGUGGCUACAGAAAAAAGCACACUACUCAGCGUUUUAGGAUGUACAAACGAACUUUGGAUUUUAAGCAGAUAUUUAGAAUGGUCUUUGGACGAUUCAAAAGUUAGGCGGCAAGAUGCUGGUAGUGUUUUCAGUACAGUAGCUUCCAACGAAGUGGGAUACUUCAUCGCCAAGAAUUUCUUGUUUGAAAAUGUCGAGAAAAUCUUUAAACAUUUAGCACCAAAUAAUAGGAGAAUUAGCGGAUACCUGUCAUCGGUGGCCAAUAAAAUGACACAAGAAAAAGAAGAACACGAGCUGGACUACUUCAUUCAUGCCCACAAGGAGAAAUUUUCCGAGGUGAAACAGGGCGUCGACCAAGCUUUAGAGACCGUCAAAAUCAACAUUCAAUGGCAAAAGAAACACGCCAAAGAAAUCGAAGAAAUCCUGAAAAAAUUCUCGAAAGAAUAAGGAAUUUUACGUGGUGGUUUUUUUAAUGAGACAAGUGACUGUUGGUAGGGAAAAUGACAAGAGUCCUUAUUUAAAAAGAUAUUUUUUUAUUUAAAUUAAAUUAUUGAUUCGUAAAGAAAAAAUUACAAAUAUUUAAAAUUUCCGAUUUUCUCUCUUUUAUACAUAUUUAUAUAUAAUAGUAUAUUUUGUAUCGAUUUAAUUAGUGAUAGAUGUACUUAAUUUUUACAUAUCAGCACGUGUGAGAUGAGGAAAUAAAGAUAUUUACAACAAA